UUGACUUUUUUGAUCAGGAUGACAUGAAGAGUCAUGGUGCCAAAUUUCACAUUAUUCCAUGAAACUAAUAUUAUUCCCAUGAAUGGGAAAAAUUUGGAGAUUUCCCAUUAGCAUAACAUUGGCAGUUUGGCGCAUCGCCAUGGCAACACGGUGCAAAAAAAAGCAUGGGUGUCAUUGACUUUAUUGAAAAAACUAAAACAAAACAAAAAAACUGGUUUAUUAGUCUGUCUACUGGUUUAUUAGUCUGUCUACAUAUCCAAUGCUCAAAAUGCUCAGUCUCCCCUUGUGAUGUUGUGGUUUACAACAUAUCUGUAAUGAGCAAGACAGAUUUAGCUCAAUUAUAUGAAAACUAGGUACAGCCACUUUAAACAGCAAAUUCUACCAUAGAAUCCUGACUGUUCUCCAGCUCACAUUUAAAUGAGGCAUUCUAUAAUGUUGUCAUGAAGUCAUGUGACCAGCUCUAGAACACUCACCUAGCAACCAGUGUUGCCAUGGUGUUCUCGUCACCAUGGCAACGGUGACAAAGAAAUCCUUUGACACAAAGCAAUCGAUUUGUAGUACUUGUUAGAUCAAACUCAACGGUCACAACAAAGUCAAGUGCUCUUGUAUUGCUCUUGUAUUGCUCGUGUAUUGUUCGUGUAUUGCUCAGAUAUCAAAUUUUUUGACCAACCUAAAUACAUACUGAAAUGGCUUCAGGAUAUCCCUCCAGACUAGAUCAAACCCUGUUUAAGUUAGGGGAGUACAUCGUCUUGGACGUACUUGGGGAAGGGCAUUUUGGUGCAGUCACUAGAUGCUUUCACCCUCAGACUUUAGAGAUCGUGGCAGUUAAAACCCUGAAGAACGCCAGUAGCAGUCUCGAAAACGAAGUUGAGAUCUUGGAGGAGUUGCGCCUCUUACAACCAGACAAGUACAAUAUUGUCAGGUUCAUUGAAUACUUUGCAGAACAGGACUCCGAAUGCAUGGUAUUUGAAACAUUAGACAGGAGCCUGUUCGACUUUAUGAACAUGAGAGGAAAGCUAUUGUCUUUGUGUGAGCUCCGUCCAGUGGUACAGCAGCUCCUGGUGGCCUUUGACGGUCUCAAGACGGCUGGGAUCAUUCAUGCAGACCUAAAGCCAGACAACAUCAUGCUGGUGAACCACAGUAAGCAGCCUUUUAAAGUCAAACUCAUUGACUUUGGCCUUGCUGGUUAUGCAGACAUGAUGGACUUCCUGAACAUAUGGCAGCCUUUUCCAUACCGAGCUCCAGAGGCCACUCUAGGCUGCGACGUCACUGAGGCUGUGGACAUGUGGUCUCUAGGCUGCACUCUGGCAGAGUGUUUCACAGGAUACCGUCUUUUCAGUGGACACUCAGCCUACGAAAAUCUCAGGACAAUCGUCGAACUGGUAGGACUUCCAAGUGCAAAAGUGCUCCAAAAAGCACAUAUGGCUUUAGAUUACUUUACAAGCCCUUCUGGUGACUUCACACAGUGGAGACUUCAAACCUUAGAUGAGUACUAUGGCAGACAGAGAGAAGACAUGCCCAUGGUCUCAGAUUGUCUAGCUGGAAUAUUCAGCUCUUUAGACAGUGUUUUUCAGGGGUCUCAUACAAGAACGGGAGACCCAGAGCACAGAGACAGAUUGGCCUUUGCUGAUCUCAUAAAGAGACUUCUGGACCUGGACGAUGAGAUGAGAAUCACUCCCAAGGAGGCACUCCAUCACCCCUUUGUGACGAUGGAACAUCUGAUCGGUGAUGACAGUGAAUACAGUGAGAACGCUCGUGGCCUCAUGGCCUUAGCUCUUAAAGGGUCCACCACUGUGUCUGAUUUGAGCCCUCCUGAACAGCCCAGUCCACACGUCCCACAACAUGUACCAGAGCCGCUCUGGGAUGAGGAGGAAGCAAUAAGACCCACGCAAACACUGGAGCACAUAGACAACACAAAGUGUUUCAACCAGGGUAUUCUAGAGACUCCAAUGGACAACGAGGAAAACAUGCAACCUGUCAAGUACGUCAAUGGGUUUUUCUAUUUUGGCCUUGAAGAUCCAGUUUGGAAUGAACCACUUAAUGUAGGAGAAACAAGUGUCCCCCAAAUACCUCAGUGUUUGAACCCAGCUAUUCUAGAGCAGCAGGGAACAGCAACAGAACUCACUGAAGAAAACAUGUCCAAAAACUGGUGUGAUUAUACUUCUGAGGACGACGAACUCCUCUACAGCCAGGAAUUCGACCUGGAGAUGGAACUCGCCAAUCAGGACCAGACCUCUGGACCAUCUGAGGAGGUGGUCCAAACCUCUGUAACUCUUGAAGAGUUGGAGAGGGAGCAGUUGGAGCCUCAAACCCAACAGAGGUCUGAAGAGGAAGAAGACCAGAGCUUGAGCUUAAACAUGCUCGAAUUUGAAAAGGCCUCUAAAGCUGCUCAGGCUUUAGAUGCCAGAGAGGAACGUCUUCUCCAAGAGCUGGAAGACCUCAGGUAUGUUCGAGAAAUUGACCACAAACAGCACCAGGAGGAGAAGCUCAAGUUAUUGAACAAAACUGAGCUGAUCAUUGCAGGUCAUAAGAAGCAACUCCAAGGCUUCAAAUCUGAACUGCACACAGUGAAAAAGGAGAACAGACAAUUAGUGAGAGAAUCUGAGGAGCUGAAACGUAGGAUUAAGAUCAAAGAUGGAGACGUAAACCAGCUUGUCGAACAGCAUGAGGAGGACAAGAGGAAAAUGAAGCGGAUUAUUCAAGAUCAUAACACUGAAAUGAAGAAAAAGGACAGAAUAACCCAAGAACUCCAAAUUGAACUGAACAACGUGAAAGAGGAGAGAGCAGCACUUAUACACCAGUCAGAUGAACUGAAGCACCAGCUUCAGUCCAAAGAUCGCACUAUGGACGCACUGCAGAAACAAGUUGCUGAAAUGAAAGACAUGCUGGAGCAAAUUCGAAAAGAUUCCAGACAAAAAUCCAAACAGUGGGAAAAGGAAAAACGGAAUCUUCAGACGGACGCUGCCAAUAUGAAAUCCAAACUCCACAAAAAAUCUUCAGAAAAUACAGAGCUGACUGAGCAGAACUCUCAACUGAAGCGUGCACUGGCAGAUUUCAGAACGGACAUGUCUGCUCUGAAACAUGAACUGGAAACCAAAAAACAAGAGGCGGCUGUCCAGAAGGUCCAGAUGUUGCGGCAAAUGGAAGACAAAGAUACGCACAUCCGAAAGAUGGACGAGGAGAAGGACGCCACUUUGAGGACCUGUGAGGAGGUGAAGGAGGAUCUCAGAAAGACACAGAAAGAGCGCUCCCUGCUGAUGGAGAGAUGCAGUGCAUCAGACCAGCAAUUGAAAAGAGCAGAGGUAGAGCGCUCCCUGCUGGUCAUUAAGAACAACGUGUUACAGCAACAGAUAGAAGAGGAGAAACAAAUCAAAACCGAACUAGAGGAGGAGAAGACGGCUCUCUUAAAGACCUGUGAGGAGCUAAAGGCAGAGAGCUCCCUACAGGCUGAAAGCUGCAGUGCGUUGGAGAAACAGCUGAGGAGCACAGAAGAACAGCACUCCCUGCUGGAGAAGAUGAGCAUAACACUGGAGCACGAGCUGGAGAAGAGGAAGAGGAAAUGGUACAGGAGACUGUUCCGCACUUUAGAGAUCGUGGCAGUUAAAACCCUGAAGAACGCCAGUAGCAGUCUCGAAAACGAAGUUGAGAUCUUGGAGGAGUUGCGCCUCUUACAACCAGACAAGUACAAUAUUGUCAGGUUCAUUGAAUACUUUGCAGAACAGGACUCCGAAUGCAUGGUAUUUGAAACAUUAGACAGGAGCCUGUUCGACUUUAUGAACAUGAGAGGAAAGCUAUUGUCUUUGUGUGAGCUCCGUCCAGUGGUACAGCAGCUCCUGGUGGCCUUUGACGGUCUCAAGACGGCUGGGAUCAUUCAUGCAGACCUAAAGCCAGACAACAUCAUGCUGGUGAACCACAGUAAGCAGCCUUUUAAAGUCAAACUCAUUGACUUUGGCCUUGCUGGUUAUGCAGACAUGAUGGACUUCCUGAACAUAUGGCAGCCUUUUCCAUACCGAGCUCCAGAGGCCACUCUAGGCUGCGACGUCACUGAGGCUGUGGACAUGUGGUCUCUAGGCUGCACUCUGGCAGAGUGUUUCACAGGAUACCGUCUUUUCAGUGGACACUCAGCCUACGAAAAUCUCAGGACAAUCGUCGAACUGGUAGGACUUCCAAGUGCAAAAAUGCUCCAAAAAGCACAUAUGGCUUUAGAUUACUUUACAAGCCCUUCUGGUGACUUCACACAGUGGAGACUUCAAACCUUAGAUGAGUACUAUGGCAGACAGAGAGAAGACAUGCCCAUGGUCUCAGAUUGUCUAGCUGGAAUAUUCAGCUCUUUAGACAGUGUUUUUCAGGGGUCUCAUACAAGAACGGGAGACCCAGAGCACAGAGACAGAUUGGCCUUUGCUGAUCUCAUAAAGAGACUUCUGGACCUGGACGAUGAGAUGAGAAUCACUCCCAAGGAGGCACUCCAUCACCCCUUUGUGACGAUGGAACAUCUGAUCGGUGAUGACAGUGAAUACAGUGAGAACGCUCGUGGCCUCAUGGCCUUAGCUCUUAAAGGGUCCACCACUGUGUCUGAUUUGAGCCCUCCUGAACAGCCCAGUCCACACGUCCCACAACAUGUACCAGAGCCGCUCUGGGAUGAGGAGGAAGCAAUAAGACCCACGCAAACACUGGAGCACAUAGACAACACAAAGUGUUUCAACCAGGGUAUUCUAGAGACUCCAAUGGACAACGAGGAAAACAUGCAACCUGUCAAGUACGUCAAUGGGUUUUUCUAUUUUGGCCUUGAAGAUCCAGUUUGGAAUGAACCACUUAAUGUAGGAGAAACAAGUGUCCCCCAAAUACCUCAGUGUUUGAACCCAGCUAUUCUAGAGCAGCAGGGAACAGCAACAGAACUCACUGAAGAAAACAUGUCCAAAAACUGGUGUGAUUAUACUUCUGAGGACGACGAACUCCUCUACAGCCAGGAAUUCGACCUGGAGAUGGAACUCGCCAAUCAGGACCAGACCUCUGGACCAACUGAGGAGGUGGUCCAAACCUCUGUAACUCUUGAAGAGUUGGAGAGGGAGCAGUUGGAGCCUCAAACCCAACAGAGGUCUGAAGAGGAAGAAGACCAGAGCUUGAGCUUAAACAUGCUCGAAUUUGAAAAGGCCUCUAAAGCUGCUCAGGCUUUAGAUGCCAGAGAGGAACGUCUUCUCCAAGAGCUGGAAGACCUCAGGUAUGUUCGAGAAAUUGACCACAAACAGCACCAGGAGGAGAAGCUCAAGUUAUUGAACAAAACUGAGCUGAUCAUUGCAGGUCAUAAGAAGCAACUCCAAGGCUUCAAAUCUGAACUGCACACAGUGAAAAAGGAGAACAGACAAUUACAUGAGGAGGACAAGAGGAAAAUGAAGCGGAUUAUUCAAGAUCAUAACACUGAAAUGAAGAAAAAGGACAGAAUAACCCAAGAACUCCAAAUUGAACUGAACAACGUGAAAGAGGAGAGAGCAGCACUUAUACACCAGUCAGAUGAACUGAAGCACCAGCUUCAGUCCAAAGAUCGCACUAUGGACGCACUGCAGAAACAAGUUGCUGAAAUGAAAGACAUGCUGGAGCAAAUUCGAAAAGAUUCCAGACAAAAAUCCAAACAGUGGGAAAAGGAAAAACGGAAUCUUCAGACGGACGCUGCCAAUAUGAAAUCCAAACUCCACAAAAAAUCUUCAGAAAAUACAGAGCUGACUGAGCAGAACUCUCAACUGAAGCGUGCACUGGCAGAUUUCAGAACGGACAUGUCUGCUCUGAAACAUGAACUGGAAACCAAAAAACAAGAGGCGGCUGUCCAGAAGGUCCAGAUGUUGCGGCAAAUGGAAGACAAAGAUACGCACAUCCGAAAGAUGGACGAGGAGAAGGACGCCACUUUGAGGACCUGUGAGGAGGUGAAGGAGGAUCUCAGAAAGACACAGAAAGAGCGCUCCCUGCUGAUGGAGAGAUGCAGUGCAUCAGACCAGCAAUUGAAAAGAGCAGAGGUAGAGCGCUCCCUGCUGGUCAUUAAGAACAACGUGUUACAGCAACAGAUAGAAGAGGAGAAACAAAUCAAAACCGAACUAGAGGAGGAGAAGACGGCUCUCUUAAGACCUGACCUGUUCCGCGCUGGGAUCGGCGCCAUCCUCUACCUCAUCACGUCUCUGGUGUGUGUGAUCCAGGGGUCAGGGGACGGAGCCCGGAUCGCAGGAGGGGUCAGUCCAGCUUCUGUCACUCACUUUGUAAACGUCACUUUACGGCUGCGUUUUGAAGUCAUGUGA
Molecule: messenger RNA, 6281 nt
Organism: Periophthalmus magnuspinnatus
Lineage: Eukaryota; Metazoa; Chordata; Actinopteri; Gobiiformes; Gobiidae
Exons: 4
Coding region: 687-6281 (1864 amino acids)
Biological process (GO): peptidyl-threonine phosphorylation; positive regulation of transcription by RNA polymerase II; smoothened signaling pathway
Cellular component (GO): cytoplasm; PML body; nucleus
Molecular function (GO): SMAD binding; transcription coactivator activity; ATP binding
Source: RefSeq, a predicted model, not a curated record